UUACAUAUUAUCCAGGCGUCUAAAUUCACAUUUGCCCCCGAUCAUUCAGUAUUUUUUUGGAAUUAACCAUCAUCGCAUAGAAAAUUCAAAACUGCUCAGGUCACAAUAUGCAGAUCUAUGUUCAAACACGUGAUGGCAAGAGGACUCCCUUUAAGACCGGCCACUUUGGCACCGCUGGCGAACUGAAGAUCCGCAUCGGUCGCGCGCUGGGCGUCCCCAUGGGCUUCAGUCGAUUGGUCUUCAGGACAAAAAUACUGAAAAACAGCGUACAGCUCGAGGAAGCCGGUGUCAGGCCGCUGUCCACGCUGGAGCUCUAUUGGCAGCCGGUCAUCUGCACCCGGAAGAGGUUCAGCGAACUGGAGCUCAGCGGGGAAUUGAGCGUGCUGGAGGGUCGAACCGGUCACGGCGGCAGGUCGGAGAGCUAUGACCAGAUGUUGAAGAAAGGCGGCACCUCGACCAAGUCGAGGUCGAGCGGCCAGGACCCACGUCUUGGCCGUGCCAGAGGUGCAAAGUUCCCAGCCUCCACCGCCGCUCCCUCCGUUGCUGAGGUCGUGCUGGCGGGCCGCCCGGGAGCCGGCGUUGGGGAGCAGUUCCAGGAGGAUGAUGAGAAGGAGGUGGAAGAGUGCUCUGACCUAUCAGAUGAUGAGCUCGACUUGAUGGCCAUCUUCCGCCGUCAAAAAUCCGAUAUGAAAUCUUUUGACGAGCUACCCUUCAAGGAUGAGCCCCUGGAAGAAAAUACUAGCUUGGACAUUGUUCCGGAAAAGCUGGAGGAGCAAUGAGGACCUAGACAAAUCAAUGAUAAUCCACCCUAAGCUACACCAAUCCAAGGAGCGCACGCUCUAAACAAAAAUAAACAUUCCCAGGAAGUAUAAUAAAUAUAUAUAAAUUCUUUCCAUUUCAAAAUGUACACCUAUACCCGGAUUCCGCAAGGACAUUCAGUUCUCCAUCUUUGUCCAUGCAAAAACAAAGUUGUGCUCAAAAGUUAGGAUAUAAUCAGUCGGAUAUUGAAAUAUCAAAACAUUCUAGCAGUUU
This is a messenger RNA of Drosophila pseudoobscura, 1032 nucleotides long. RefSeq lists its product as uncharacterized. Gene Ontology annotation, molecular function: protein binding. The coding region runs from base 108 to 779 and encodes 223 amino acids. NCBI's taxonomy places the organism in Eukaryota, Metazoa, Arthropoda, Insecta, Diptera, Drosophilidae. The record is from RefSeq and is a predicted model, not a curated record. The transcript has 2 exons.